CCCCUUGAGACAUUCAUGAGAAAACUACGCAGAGGGGAAGGACCUGCGGGGAUCUCGAGAACAGAGGAGCUUUUGGUGGGAGAGGAUGCAAGUGACUUUGUCCCAUGUUCAGCAAUAAGUACUUCAUCCACUGUUGACUUGAGCUUUAUAGCAGCAACUUGACCUGAUCGUGCAGGAAUGAGCUGCCAAGGCCUCUUACCGUUGGAUUCUGCAGGUCGGAGGUGAAGAUGCUGAGCUCACUGACUGCCAGGCUGUAACUAUGGUAGUUGAGGUGAGGCCUCCUCCCAUUUUCUCAUCACCAUGCUGGAAAACCCCGCCAUCUCUGCUCCUUACAUCGUGGUGGAGCUGCUGAUUGCCAUCUUCUCCGUGCUGGGCAACGUGCUGGUCUGCUGGGCUGUGUUCCUCAACAGCAACCUGCAAAACAACACCAACUUCUUUGUGGUGUCCUUGGCCGUGGCCGACAUCGCCGUGGGCAUCCUGGCCAUUCCCUUCGCCAUCGUCAUCAGCAUCGGCUUCUGCUCCAACUUCUAUGGUUGCCUGUUCAUCGCUUGCUUCGUGCUCAUUCUCACCCAGAGCUCCAUCUUCAGCCUGCUGGCCAUCGCUAUGGAUCGCUACAUUGCAAUCAAGCUACCUCUCAGGUACAACAGUCUGGUGACAGGUCAGCGGGCACAGGGCAUCAUUGCCGUCUGCUGGGUUCUCUCCAUCAUCAUCGGCCUCACCCCCAUGAUGGGCUGGCACAAGAUCUCCGAGAAGAACACCAGUGACUGCUCACCGGGUCUAAUGACGUGCCUCUUUGAAGAGGUGGUGGUUAUGGAUUACAUGGUGUACUUCAACUUUUUUGCCUGUGUCAUGAUCCCCCUGCUGCUGAUGCUGGCCAUCUACCUGUGUAUCUUCAUGGCAGCUCGUCACCAGCUCAAGAUCACUGAGGCCAAGGCAGUUCACGGGGAAAAGUCUCGCUCCACUCUGCAAAAAGAAGUCCAAGCUGCCAAGUCUCUGGCCAUCAUAGUGGGACUGUUUGCUGUUUGCUGGCUGCCAUUACACAUCAUCAACUGCUUCACUCUGUUCUGUCCCACAUGUCAGCGUCCUCCGCUCUUGAUUUUGUACGUGGCCAUUAUCCUAUCGCAUGGCAACUCAGUGGUCAACCCCUUCAUCUACGCUUAUCGCAUCCGAGAGUUUCGGCAAACCUUCCGGAAAAUUAUCCACCGGCACAUCUUGGGCCGGCGGGAGCUGCCGGAAAGAAGCGGUAGUAAGCGCAACUCGCUUCACAGCAACUUCACCGACUCCAUCAGGCUCAAGGCGAACGGCCUCAGUUUUGACCUUUGCACCCAGCAGGGCUGCAGCAACUCUGAAAACUCCACUCAUGUCUCGCCCGUAGGGGGAGGUCUGUUGGCGGCGUCCCAAACACCUCUCUCGCUUGUUGUCCCAAAUGGUCCCAAAAUGCAUCCCAUCAGCCUGACUGAGGAACCCAUCUUCGAUCAGCGACAGUUUUUAGUGACAGCACAGGAUGUGGAGGAAUAUAAACCGCAGAAGCAGAGUGCUGCCCUGGUGGAACCACAGUUUAACAGACAGAACAGGGAAUGCAGCCUGAGUGAGCUGAUCAAAGCUUCUUGACACACGCAGCAUUCAGUCAUCAACACAAUUGGGUUUUCAAAUAAUGAGCCAGCCUGAGGAUCGAUGCUGACGAUCUCUCUGAAGCAGCGAUUUCCAAAUAAUGCGCCCCAAAACAACAUCAGCAUCAUUGGCACUGGGAAAUGAUCCAAUUUGGUCGAAAGAUUUUUGAUUUACUAUAAGCCAAUGUUCAACCAUCCAUACUACUGACAUACGGUGGCAGGCAGAACAAUGAAAAAGAUGCUCUUCCACUUUUUGGCAGAAGGUACAUGCACGCCUUAGCCACUGUAUCACUUUUUUGUUGCAUUUUUUAUUUGGUGGUGUACUGUGAGAUUCUUCUUCCAAUGUAAAAUACAGGACUGUACAUGUGUUAGCUCAGUAAAGGUGAGGAAGAACUUCUCUAAACUGAAGGUCAAAUUAAAACCCUGGGGGCCAGCUCCAGGCUGGCGAUCACUUUUUGCAGCCCACUGAUGCAAACAAGUGUGUCCACUUCAUGUACUUUAAUUUCUUUAUAUCUACAGAUAUUACAAGCAUUUUUUUCAACAAGUUCUCUUUUUAUGACUUCCGAGUAGUGAUGUGUAAAGCUCUGGUACUACCGGCACACAGUGGAAACCAUCAAUGGGGGCAUGGGGGAUCAGAUCAAAGUCAGGGAGGUGUGGGGGACAGGGUUGUGAUCAGUGCUCAUCCUGACCUCUUUGGAUGGGAUGGGCAAGGACUGACGCUCCAGUGGAACCCUUAUGAGGACAAGUGCCAUUAAAAAAAAACAGAUUAAAAAGUUGAAUUAAUGUUAGUAACUUACAAAUUCGAAGCUCCAUGUCAUUGAUAUACUGCACUUUUACAGUAAAAGCAAUCUUUCUUUCCCUGGUGUAUAUUCAAAGAGGUGAUCUGAAGUACUGUAGGGGUGGGGGGAGGGGGUUGGUUCCCACCACUUUGAUAUUAGAAAUUGAAAAUGUGAAUUUCUUGGGCCCUUAUAAUCAUCAUGACACUUUUCACCCUUACAAAAGUGCCAAUGUGACCAAAGUGCUGAAAUUGUGAUCGCUUGCUGGACAGGACAAUAUCUUUGUCCUGUGUGCAAUCCUGAUAUGGACUGGACCUCUUUCCAUUGCCACAUCUUGACUGGACUUUGUGUGUCAAGUCAACAGUACACGAUUUGGUUUUCAGGCUCUCAGAAGUGUAUUCCCCCUGCAUAAGAUUUUCAAACCUCAAUCAAUUCUGUCCUCACAUUUUUUUCCACGUCAUGUUUAUUUGCAAGAUCUGCAGUGGCUUUGACAAUUCCAUUGUAAUUUAAAAGAAAUUGAUGUGCCUGUGGAGAGGCUAUGCUCAACACUGCAAUAUCAAAUUAUUCCAUCUUAUUUUGGGGAAUAAUUUGCCACACUUCCGAUUUGCUUUUUUCCAGUUCAGACUUUCUGAGUUGGUCUUACGGGCAUCACAAAUGAUUUGAACCUGCUGUCGUCACAUUGCUUGUAUAUGAUUUCAUCUCGUCCAAGGGCAAUUGACCCUCUUAGAGAUAUAUAUUAUGCUCUUAAGAAUUAAAAAUUGGCCUUAGAUGGAGUCUCUCAAGUACUAUACUAUGUUGACAUCAUUUUUACACAGUACUUCCGUUAAAUAAAAGGUCACAAUUUUCUUUUCACCGAGUUGUUUUUCUGGCUCUAGGAAUCGUUCCAGGCUUUCCAUUGGCUCCGCAAGAGUUGGGGUCAUUUCUCAUGUUAGAUGUGGAAUUAUAGCAGAAAGAUCUGGUUUACUCAUCCUGGGAAAAGCGUAUUUAAUCAGUCAGUCUAUCUUUGGCGUGCUUUAUUUUCCCAGUGUUACUUUCAGUUCCCCUGAGUGUUCAGGUUAGAGGAGUCAAGGCCUACUUCUGUUUGAAAUUUCCCCCAGGGGGCAAAAGGGCUUUUUCAACAUUUGCCACAGAUACUCCCGGGGUCUGCGUCCACAGUUUCUAUUCUGAGGGGUAAAAUGCACGUUGUGUUGCAACGGUCAAAAAUAAGGACCUCAUUUCUGUUUGUUGUUUUCACCAUUUAGAACCUUCUGUAUUUUUGACAAGCUCAGAAUGGUGGCACAAAAGAAUAAAAAAUAUAGAAAUCAUGAUCUAUAUAUGUACGCCUAAUAAAUUAAAAAAAGAUUAUCGUACAACAAUGUUUUCCCUCAGGUUCACUUCUCGAAAUCAUAAAGAUAUUGUCGACAAGGACUGCAGCCUCGCCCAUGCUUUCAUUGUGACUCCCUGCUGAGUUCAACUAUUCAUCGUCAAAGGGAAAUCCGCCAAGCAAGCGACACACCCCGCUCAUUUUGCGACACUGACACCUGCUGGCGGCUUGCACAAACUACGCUUGACCUGGGACUGGAUAUGCAUCCAGUACACAGAAUUGAAGAUGGGAACAAUCACGUUUGAUCAACUCUAAAGUGGCACUUGAUCAAAUUACACUUUGAAGGUUCAAAUAGUUUAUUUUAAACCAGCUUUUGAAAUUGUCUCACAGUAAUCUAUGAUUGGAAAAGUUUCAUUGAUCAAUCAAUGACUGCUUAUAGUCUUUUGGGUUUUCCCCAGUAAAUUGCGGGUCUUACACUCACACCCAGAAAAAUAAGUCCUUCAGUUUGAACAUUUAUGUCAGAUGCAUGUGAUUACAAUGGGCCAUAUUACAGAGGUAUGUGUGGUAAGUGUUGGCUUCGCAGUUCUGAGGUCCCGGGGUUGAUGCCGGCCCUACCUGUGUGGAGUUUGCAUGUCCUCCCCGUGCCUGUGUGGGUUCUUUCUGGGCACUCCGGUUUCCUCUCACAUCAAAAAAACAUGCAUUAACUGGAGUGCUGAAAAUUUUUCAAGCGGGUUGGGGUUAACAAAACCAACACAAAGGCAGACAGAACAUGCAAACUCCACACAGGCCGGGCACAGACUUUGAAACCCGUUCCUGUGAGGAUGACACUAUUACCAGCUGUCCCUUAACAUUAAAGAAUGCAUUUAUUUAAAUUCAUUCUCAUUUUAACAGAACAGUACUGAGGAUGAAUUCAUACAACAAAAAAAUGUAUUUCAAUUUUCACCUUAUUCAAUUUCAAUUUUCACCAUAUUCGCUAACCCCUGCCAAAGUCUGAUCACAGUACAGAAAAUGGGUGAGGUCAUAUCAAGGAGACCUGGCUGAACUUUUCAAAAGAUUAUCUAAAAUUCUUCCAAGAUGGAAAAAGAACUUAGCAAAAGCAGAUAAAUGAUUUUUUUCUGAUCUUUAAUUAAACAGGGAUUGUCUUUGAGCUGGCCAACAACUGUUUUCUCUUUUCCUCAAAAUAUUAUUGAUUUUGGUCCCACCCUUGAUUUAAUCAAACCGAAACUAUCCUUGAUUCCUCCAACUACAAACGUACUGCCCCAGCGCAGGGUAUCAUUCAAAAGUAUUUGUGGUCAAAAUUGGCUGUCUAUUGUUGCACUUAAAGCCACUCAAACCUUUUCGACAUUGCAAAUAAAGAGGAUUCUGAUUUCAAAAGAAGAAAAUUGCACACUUUUAUAUAUAUAUAUAUAUAUAU
This is a messenger RNA of Syngnathoides biaculeatus (alligator pipefish), 5103 nucleotides long. RefSeq names its product adenosine A2a receptor a (gene adora2aa). Lineage: Eukaryota; Metazoa; Chordata; Actinopteri; Syngnathiformes; Syngnathidae. Gene Ontology annotation, biological process: adenylate cyclase-activating G protein-coupled receptor signaling pathway; G protein-coupled adenosine receptor signaling pathway. The record is from RefSeq and is a predicted model, not a curated record. Bases 301 to 1611 code for a protein of 436 amino acids. Gene Ontology annotation, cellular component: membrane. Gene Ontology annotation, molecular function: G protein-coupled adenosine receptor activity. The transcript is spliced from 2 exons.